AUGGCUGUCUGGGAGACUGAUGACGAACACGGCGGCCCGGUUGCCGCCACCGCGCUGCCCACCCCACGAGAUACACCACACAGAACACCAUCGCGAAGUUCGAGAAAGUCACGACGCUCAGUUACCCCUCCGAACGGCAAGAAGAGCCCCUCACCACCCCCGGUACCCAAUGAAAAGAGCUCGAAGCGGUCCUCGAGAAACAUCACCAAUGAAGAUAACAUCAGCGUCCUCGACCCCCGCCGUUUUACACCAACCCUGCACGCUAACCUGGUAGCCGAAAUCCUUAACUUGCGACGCGACCAAGAGGAGAAGACGAAGCUCAUUGAGAAUCUAGAGGUGUCGUUGCAUGCUUCUCGCGAGGAACAGGAAUCACUUCAGGAAUCGGUAGCCACCACCACCAAGGAAAGCAGGUCCUUGAAACGUCAACUUGCUCUGCUCGAAGGUGGAACCUCUUCUGCAUUGGGCGAACUUGCUCGUGAAAGGGAUGAGGCCGUCGACUCCAUCACAGAAACGAAGAAAAGACUUGAGGCCGCUCAGAAGAAAAUUCGAAGUCAGGAGGAAGCCGAGCAAAAGAUUCACGACCUCUGGUCCCAAGACAAGGAUUCCUGGGAAGAAGAGAAGCGCAAGUAUGAGCGCAGAAUACAUGUUGCGGAGAGCCGCUUGAAGGUGGUCCUCGAUGAGGUCACCGCCUACCAGGCUGCCCAGGCCAAUGGCCAUGCCGCUGAGAGCGACAUGGAAGACAACAAUGAUGCCGCCAGUGUCCGCACCAUGAGUAUGACAAACAGCGUUCGAUUUUCCAUGCAACAAAGCCCUGGCAAGGUCAAUAACGUCAACUCUCUCGCCGAUGAGCUGAACCUCGAUGGCGACGAUGACUGGCAAACCGAUGAUGGUGGACGUGAGAGCGCCUUGUCUUUCCAUCGCCACACAAGAAACAUGAGUCGUGAAAGCGUACUCUCCAGAAUCCACCGACGAAACCAAAGUCUCGAAAGCCCUCAGCGCCCUGGAAGCGUUACGCGAGGCAGACUCUGGAUGAACCAGCCUGUCUUGGAGGCCCUGGAAGACGGGAUCCAAGAGGACGACGAGGAUUUGAUGCCACCGCCUCCGCCACCAGCCCCGAAGGUAACCUACACCGAUACUGGAAUUCAAUUCUCGCCCCCGCCGUCGCCACAGCUGGAGCCGGUCAAGCCGUCUACUCCUGAAGUUCCGGCCAAGAUGGAAGAACUCACCAAGCUCGAUGAGCCCGUCAAGGCUGAGAAGCCUGCUGAGGUCGAGUCCGUCCACCGUGAGUCGGAAAUUGAGGCGAUCGAAGCAAACCAGCGACGCAAGCGUGUGCAGAUCAACCGUCCCUUGUCUAUCGAGCCUCGUCCAUACAACCACAUGGUCUCGGCCGGAUCUCAGACUGUCGAAGAGCCCCUGAGCCCACCCAAGACGCCCAAGUCGCCUUACAGGUCCACGACACCCCCUCCUCCUGAAAUCCCCGUCACAGUCAUGGCAUCAUCUUCCACUCAGACCGACUUCCCCGAGCCCGAGCCUGAAGAGAAGCCGCAGCCUCUGCCGGAGCUGAAGCCCGUUCAGGAGCUGCUCAUCCCCAGCAUCAGCAUCAUCCCGCCGACGAGCCGUCCUACCACGCCCAGGGAGCCUAGAUUGCCGCAGUACACGAAGGAUUUUGGCUGCCAGGUGUCUAUCAUUGCGUCCGCGCCAAUGAAGUCAACUGCUGUGCAGACCGAAGAGAUCCUCGUCGACAAGCGCUUGGCCAAUCUCCCCGCGCACCUGCGACCUUCCGCAAUCUCCUCCAGGCCAUCAUCUCCCAACAUUGCUACUGCCAUCACGACGGAUGACCCUCGCCACUUUUCGCCCGUACCAAAUCACCUUCCCCCAAGGAACCCCAGAAGACUGGCUACCAAGCGCAGUCUGACGGAUAUGCCUUCGUCUCCACCAACUUCGCCCAUGUCGCCCAUGUAUGACAUGGACACCAAGGAUGCCUACCCUGGCAACAACGAUGAUGGGCCUCUUUCUGGAAACAAGGCACCCAUGCGACGCCCGCACCGUAUCAGCAGCCUUUUCGCCGGUUUUGAUGAGCACAGCUCUGACGAGCAGGAUGAGUUUGCCGAUGCGGAUGUCAGCGACUCGGAGUACCGCACCGUUCUUACUGCCCCUGGCAUGAGAAUGACGGAUUCCAGAGCUUCCAACCGUACAUCAGUGAGCACAUUUGCUGCCUCGCCGGCAUCGCCAGAGCAGACUUUAAAGAAGUCUGCGAUUGCCCGAGGCGCGGUGCGUUCUAUGGGGCCUGAGAGCUAUGGAUUCGGCCAGGAGAACAAGGAGAUGGGUUCCAAGAAGCCGCCCAUGAAGUCUUCGGCACGUGGCGGAUACGACAGAUCUAACGCUGGUCCUUCCAGCCGACCUAAUGGUAUGCGCAAGGCCGCCUUGAUCCAGAGCGGCAUCUCGAGUCACCAGGGCCGUCCUAGAAGCCCUAGUAUUCCCGAGGCUCAGCCUCCCUUCCCUAUACCCACGCGAGCCAGCUCGAGGAGGCCACCAUUCAGUGCUAGCGCGCCGAGUGAUGGUCAGCGAAGCCCGACGAAGAUGGACGCUCCCUGGCACCGCCGGGGCAUUGGCCGCAGCCACUACCGUGCCAACAGCAUUCGCAAGACUCGUUCCGCCGCCGCUCUGCCUAGGACGCAGAGAAACAGGAGGCACGGCAGUCGAUCGCCGCCGCCGAUCCCCCAGCACGCGGAGACCCCGGAAAGCCCUGGCCUUCCCCCUCUUCCGUACAACGACAUCACCAGCCCCAGAUACGACACGAGCUCCAAUUACAGGUCGCACAGGUCUCGCCUGUCUACGAACACAGCUCAGACUGCUACCACCGACCUCGCUUCUGUCGGCGGUGUCUCGCAAAGCGCGGUGUCCAACGGCGCCACUUCCAACGCAGCAUCCAGCGGUGCUGCCUCUAACGGCACCAAUGGCACGGCCCAGGCCACCGGCGUUGUCGAUGCCAUUGCGCAGACCAUGGUUGGCGAGUGGAUGUUCAAGUACGUCAGGAGACGCAAGUCUUUCGGUGUCUCUGAUGGCGGCAAGGACGAUUCCAGCAAUGACCGCCACAAGAGAUGGGUCUGGCUGGCCCCCUAUGAGAGGGCCAUCCUCUGGAGCAGCAAGCAGCCCAACUCUGGCAAUGCUCUCCUGGGCAAGCCAGGACGCAAACUCACAAUCCAAUCUGUGCUAGAUGUCAAGGACGACAACCCCCCGCCCCGCGGCCAGGGCAAUGUUUUCAACCGAUCCAUCCUGAUUUUGACGCCGCAGAGAGCAUUGAAGUUUACAGCCACGACAUCGGAGCGACACUAUGUGUGGUUGACUGCGCUGUCCUUCCUCGCCCACUCGACCCAGGCGCUUCCCGAAAUCACACCUUCCCCUCAACCCGUGAAGGAGACUACGGUACCGGACUUUGAAAUGCCUCAACCCAACAGGCGAACUGGCAUCCGUGAUUCGAUCCGACUGACAAAGAGCAAGGCCCCGAUAAUCAGAGACGCAGCACCUAGCGUACCAAGUGUCCCCAGUAUCCCCAGCGUGCCUAGCGUCCCCAGUAUUCCCUCGUCUCGUGUUGGCGACAGCGGCAACUACAGGCAGCAGGAGCAAUACGCUCCUAUGCCGAACAUCAACAAUAACAACACCAAUACCAAUACCCAUCAGCGCGAGCGGUCAGAGCGGUCAAUUGAUGCGGCGGAACCGCCCUUCAUCCCUCGCUUCACUGAGCGUGGAGAGCGUGGAAACCCGACAGGUGUUCAUGGGCGCAAGCGCAGCAACACUGGCGGCCACGUCCCGCCACCGCUAUCUUUCCGCGGCUUCUCCGGACCUGGCAGCAUCGGGCAGCACAGCUACACCAACAGCAACGCCGGCAACAGCGUGGGCACGGCCGGCUCAUCAGACAUCUACCAGUCUCACCAGUCCCAACCCUCCACCGGCGGGGCACCGAGCUGGCCCAUGAGCACCGCCGGCUCCCAGCGCACAUCAGAGGCCUCGUCCCGCCCGGGUGCCAACUUCUUUGAUGCCAUCGGCACGGUUCGCAUGGAGGCCUUCAUCAGCCCGCUGGCCUACUCCCGCUUCGAUGGCGACCCCGACGAGCACGAGGAGUACAGGUACCGAGCCCGCAGGCGAAGCAAGGAGCUCCGCCGCCGCCAGAGCCGCAGCCGUCACCGCGACAGCUACAGCUCGCGCGGCACCCGCACCACCGACGGCUACUACAGCCGCAUGGGCACAGAAGAUGACUUCUUCCGAGACGACCCGUUCAAGGGUUUCUAA
This is a messenger RNA of Colletotrichum gloeosporioides, 4290 nucleotides long. RefSeq names its product Anucleate primary sterigmata protein A. Gene Ontology annotation, cellular component: cell cortex; mitochondrion. Gene Ontology annotation, biological process: establishment of mitochondrion localization; microtubule cytoskeleton organization; dynein-driven meiotic oscillatory nuclear movement. Gene Ontology annotation, molecular function: tubulin binding; phospholipid binding. The record is from RefSeq and is a predicted model, not a curated record. Lineage: Eukaryota; Fungi; Ascomycota; Sordariomycetes; Glomerellales; Glomerellaceae. The coding region runs from base 1 to 4290 and encodes 1429 amino acids. The transcript is spliced from 2 exons.